This is a messenger RNA of Vigna unguiculata (cowpea), 1415 nucleotides long. RefSeq lists its product as uncharacterized. The record is from RefSeq and is a predicted model, not a curated record. Gene Ontology annotation, biological process: shoot system development; root development. NCBI's taxonomy places the organism in Eukaryota, Viridiplantae, Streptophyta, Magnoliopsida, Fabales, Fabaceae.
ACAUACAAAACGGAAGCAGAAGAAGAUUGAUUAACAUUGCCACCAAGAAGUAGCCAAUAUAUUUAUUAGUAUAUCAGAAAGAUGAAGUUUUCUCUUGUCGUGAAUCUGUCCUGUUGUAGGUAGACAAUUUCAUAGACUCAAAAUCAAUUAUGUUAGACAGAAGCUCAAAUUACAAUGCAUGCAUCACACAGCAUGAACUAGUUUAUUCUCAAGAUAUGCCACUUUUCAAGAAUCCAUGUGAUUCCCAACUCACAAGUAAACAAUUGAGGGAUGAGUUGGAACCAUGAUGCGUAAUGGUUAAGAUGCUGAGAUCCAAAUCAAGAUGAUAUAAUUGCAUACUCAUUAGGUGACAUUGGAGGAAAAAAAAAAUCCUUUUGUCUCCCUUAUUCUGUUUCUUCAUUUGCUAUAUAUAAUACAAAUGCCUACCACAACAAGCAGCAAACAAACUCUCUGAGAAGAAAAAAUGGCAGUGAUUGAAAAGAAAACACAAAACUCUCUACAUCUUCGCAGCAACAGCUUGCCCUCUGCAGCUCACCCUUUUGCAUCACAAUUUGAGGAUCAUUUGAGAAGAUUGAGUGGUUCUGAAGCCACUUCUUCAUUGUCAUCAUCUUCAGUGAGCCACAAACUCAACGAGAUGCUGGAUUUGCAAGAUUACACUGAUAAGUUGCUUCAAUUGCCAACUGAACAGCAAGUUUUAGCACGGGAGUGCAAUGAAAAAUGGGUGGAUUUCCUACUAGAAGGGUCUCUUAGGCUCUUAGAUAUCUGUGGUGAAGCUAAAGAUUGUCUUCAGCAAUCAAAGGAAAGCAUGUGCGACUUAAUGUCAGUCAUCAGAAGAAAGAAAGGCAAUGAAACCGGAUUCGCGGUUGAAAGUGUGAAAUACUUAUCUGUGAGGAAGAAGAUCAAGAAGCAAAUCCAAAAGGCCCUGAAAAAUUUGAAGCACAAGGACAACAACACUUCACCUAUGCUCAGUUUCUUAAAUGAAGCAGAAGCAAUCACCAUGAGCUCAUUAGAAAGUGUGUUACUUUUUAUCUCUGCUCCAAAAGAACAUAGCAGAUGGUCAGCAAUCUCCAAGUUGGUGCAACCCAAGAGAGUUAUUUGUGACUCUCAAGAAUCAACCAUAAAUGAAUUUGAAAAGGUGGAUGCAGCUUUGCAGUGUCUCAUCAGUCACAAACCUUCAUCUGUUGAGAAUUUUCAAAGUCAUGUGGAAAAUUUGGAGCUGUGCAUCCAAGAUCUGGAGAUAGGAGUUGAUCACCUCUCAAGAAAAUUAAUUAGAAACAGGGUUUCCCUUCUCAACAUCUUCAACCACUAAUCAUAGCAUCUAUAUGAUUUUUGUGCACUCAAUUUUCCCCCAUGAGUGUCACAAACUGUACAUGAAUGUGAUAUAAUCUGUUUAUAAUUUUACUGAAUACAUAUUA